Molecule: messenger RNA, 609 nt
Organism: Procambarus clarkii (red swamp crayfish)
Lineage: Eukaryota; Metazoa; Arthropoda; Malacostraca; Decapoda; Cambaridae
Source: RefSeq, a predicted model, not a curated record
GGCACAGUGGAUGGAAUGGUGACAGGAAAGGAAGAUCUUAGGCACAAACUGUACUCUCAAGAACCUGUACUAGUAUUCUUUAAUGGCAUUGUUAUUCUUACCUAUAUUCCCCGCUCCUGUGCCAGUGUGGGCAAUAUCAGUAAUCCUAUCAGUGUGGAUAAUAGCAGUAAUCCUAUCAGUGUGGGUAAUAUCAGUAAUCCUAUCAGUGUGGAUAAUAACAGUAAUCCUAGCAGUGUGGAUAAUAGCAGUAAUCUUAGCAGUGUGGAUAAUAGCAGUAAUCCUAGCAGUGUGGAUAAUAGCAGUAAUCCUAGCAGUGUGGAUAAUAACAGUAAUCCUAGCAGUGUGGAUAAUAACAGUAAUCCCAGCAGUGUGGAUAAUAGCAGUAAUCCUAGCAGUGUGGAUAAUAGCAGUAAUCCUAGCAGUGUGGAUAAUAACAGUAAUCCUAGCAGUGUGGAUAAUAACAGUAAUCCUAGCAGUGUGGAUAAUAACAGUAAUCCUAGCAGUGUGGAUAAUAGCAGUAAUCCUAGCAGUGUGGAUAAUAGCAAUAAUCCCAGUAGUGUGGAUAAAACAAUAGCCGAGAAAAUACAAUUAUGUAUGUCUCCGAGAUAA